AUGGCCCCCAAGAAGAACAAGUCGGAAGCCCAGUCCAUCGGCAGCAAGCUUGCCCUCGUCAUCAAGUCGGGCAAGGUUGUGCUGGGCUACCGCAGCACCUUGAAGGCUCUUCGCAGCGGCAAGGCCAAGCUCAUCCUCAUCUCCGCCAACACGCCUCCCCUCCGCAAGUCCGAGCUUGAGUACUACGCCAUGAUGUCCAAGACCGCCGUCCACCACUACACCGGCACCAACAUUGAGCUCGGCACCGCCUGCGGCAAGCUCUUCCGCUGCUCCACCAUGGCUAUCCUGGAUGCUGGUGACAGUGACAUCCUUAGCGACCAGGCUUAG
This is a messenger RNA of Chaetomium globosum CBS 148.51, 327 nucleotides long. RefSeq names its product 60S ribosomal protein L30. Gene Ontology annotation, cellular component: cytosolic large ribosomal subunit. The coding region runs from base 1 to 327 and encodes 108 amino acids. Gene Ontology annotation, molecular function: RNA binding; structural constituent of ribosome. Lineage: Eukaryota; Fungi; Ascomycota; Sordariomycetes; Sordariales; Chaetomiaceae. The record is from RefSeq and is a predicted model, not a curated record. The transcript has 5 exons.